CAUCAUCAUUUAUAAGUUGAUUUUCUAAUAUAAUAUGAAUCUGAAGUACCAAAUGUGGUCAAAAACGGAAAAAGUGAAAUACCUCAAUGAUCACACAUCAUGGACAUAGUCUUAUAAACUGCAAUUACAAUUCUGAUUCGGUUCUCAUUUUAACUCUCAAUUGUCUGUACAGGCCUCAACAUCUGGUAUUGGAUGCACUGUUUUUUCCAAACAACAGGAUAAAGAUUUGUGUGCGCUGUAUUUCUAUAAGUCGCAUGGACUGAAAUAUUAAACGUCUCAUCAAAACGAAGCCUGUGCCUUAUUAAUAUUAUGAAUAACAAUUCCAAAGUGAUAGCCCUGCUCUCUACUCCCUGUGUGUUAUUGUAGUGCUCCUUUUAGGAUAGCACACAGGAUUGCACAGGAUCUCUGCAAACAGACAGCUGAUGGUAAAGUCAGCUGUCUUUAAUUGACUUUCUUCUCUUUGAUCAAGUAGACACCACUGUAUCAAAGUUCUUGGCAAUGGUGGCAGCAGUUUUGCCAGAUUUUCAGACCUACUUGGACAACCCCUUGUUGGCUAAAGAUCAAGUGAUUAACGAGGUAAUAGGAUUGACCCAUUAGCAGCCUGCCGUCCCUCUGCCAGCUCCUCACUUUGAUUAGAGAGAGUGAGCCUUACGCAUCGGGGAUCUUAGAAUCAGAAGCCAAACUAUCCCUCAAAAAUUGUUUAAACCCUCCUCUUUUUUUUUUACUGCACCAUGGGGCAGGAGGAGAGCAGCAGUGAAGAGAUGGAUUUGGCACAAAUUCAGGAUCUUUGCAUCAUUUUUAUGAAGGAGUGUCCCAGCGGGGCCCUGCACCUGCACGAGUUCAAGAGGAUCUUCGGGGUCCCGAGCUCCUCAGAAGAAGAGUCGCUCUACAUCGAGACGAUAUUCCACUCCUUCGACACAAAUCACGAUAACGCUCUGGAUUUCAUCGAGUAUGUCGCAGCUCUUCACUUAAUCUUAAGAGGGAAUAUUGAAGACCGACUAAAGUGGUCCUUCAAGUUGUACGACAAGGACGGGAACGGCAAGCUGGACAGACAUGAAGUGAAGCGCAUCAUAAAGAUUCUUUACAAAAUCAAAAUCCAGACGACUGACAUCAGCAGCAUGACACCGUCUGAAAUCUGUGACCGGAUCUUCGAGCUGGUCGAUCAGAACGCUGACGGUCAGAUAAGCCUGUCCGAGUUCAUGGAAGGGGCUCAGAAGGACGAGUGGUUGAUGGACCUGCUGAAGUUGGACGUGAACGCCAAGGGUUGGGUCAUCCAGAACUGUGGGAAGACGCCCUGAUUCUUCACGCCGUGGGUUCUCCGCCCACAGGAUAUGAUUUAAGGCUGACACACAGCUGCUCGCUUGGGUUUUGACUCCGUGUCGAGCUUCUCGGGACUUUUGGAGCUGCACGGCUGCAUGGUGUGCAGAGGUUUUAAACCCCGGUGCACAGGUCCAGUCCUGUCUGUAUGCAUGUGCUCUGUUCUGAUGUUAAGCUAAUGUGGCUAACACAGAGAACGCCUGCUGGGAAAUGCAGAACAGCCAUUUGUUGUGUAUUUGUAUUUAUUAUGUGUUUUAAUAGUAUGUUUGAUAGUGUAGUUGUCUCUGCAGAGGGGAGGGUAAGGUACAUUAACUCAAAUGCUGUUCUUAAGUACAAUUCUGAGGUACUUUACUUGAGUAUUUCAAGCUUCAGCAACUGUUCUCAUCUACUUUUAAUAUUGCAUUUUUUAAUUCCUGUUCAUUUACCUGGCAGCUUUUUACAGAUUCAGAUGAUUAGCUAAUAAAAAAUAUAAAUCAACUAAUAAAUAAACAUUUACAUAUCAAUCAGAAAGCCAUUAAAGUGCAAAUAUACAGUGCAUAUAAAAGGUAAAAAACUAACAUUAAAUACAGGCAAACAAAAAAUCUAAUCAAUUAAAAAUACAAUGUCAUGUUAAAAAUCAGCUCCAGCUUUACCAGCUCUAAUGAAACAACAUGAACCCAUUAAUAAUCAUAACCCGCUUAUUUCCUAUAUAUGAUCCGGAAAAAGGAAAACAUGCAUACUUUUACUUUUCUUUCUAUAAGUAUAUUUGAAUGCCGAUAAUUGUGUACUUUUACUUAAGUAAGAUUUGAAUGGCAGGACUUUUACUUGUAACAGAGCAUUUUUAUGAUGUAGUAUACUUCAGGUAAUAUGCGAGUUCUUAUUCUACCUCUGAUUUAAAUAGCUGAAUAUUUAGCGACCGUAUAACGCUUUGAAAUAAUUACUUUUACUCAAAUAUGGAAGUUAAAAGAAUUAGACUUUCCAUAACUAAAGGAUCUCAGUUUAUUUUCACUUAGUGGCCAGCAGAACUAACUAACAUCUUGAUCGCACAUUUUAUUAUUUAUUCAUUCAUUUAAAGGUUCCUUGUGGCGUUGUUGCAUGCAUGUGGAGAAUACAAACACAUUUCCAUUUAUUUAUGUGGUUAUAACAUGCAAACAAUGGUAUGCUCAAACAAUGUGGCAGUUUGAUCCAUUCAUUUAUUUUUGUACAAAUCUGAAGAGACAUUUUCAGGUGAAAGU
Eleginops maclovinus (Patagonian blennie) is the source of this 2531-nucleotide messenger RNA. RefSeq names its product guanylate cyclase activator 1g (gene guca1g). Gene Ontology annotation, molecular function: calcium sensitive guanylate cyclase activator activity; calcium ion binding. Gene Ontology annotation, biological process: visual perception. Lineage: Eukaryota; Metazoa; Chordata; Actinopteri; Perciformes; Eleginopidae. The record is from RefSeq and is a predicted model, not a curated record. The transcript has 4 exons. Gene Ontology annotation, cellular component: cone photoreceptor outer segment; photoreceptor inner segment. The coding region runs from base 732 to 1298 and encodes 188 amino acids.